AUGGAAGCCAAUAUCAACUUUCUAACCACUUGCAUUGCCCUUCUGUUUCUUCACCCUCUUGUUUUUGCUAAGGGAGGAGGAGGAGUUGAUGAACUCUCCUCCCUUCUCUCUAUCAAAUCCGCCAUUGUUGAUUCUUUAAGUUUUCUCAAAGACUGGGACUCGCCGACCACAUCACACUGCAACUGGACUGGAAUUUCAUGCAAUCAACAUGGUUUUGUUGAAAAAAUCGAUCUUUCCAACAUGAAUCUCACCGGAAACAUCUCCGAGGAUUUCCAACACUUCCUUCAUCUUUCUUUUCUCAACAUUUCUUCCAAUGGCUUCUCUUCGAUUCUCCCAAAAUCACUUGCCAAUCUCACUUCACUCGUUACCAUUGACGUUAGUCAAAACAACUUCGCUGGAGAAUUCCCGGAAGGUUUCGGAAUUGGAGCAAAUCGAUUGAAGUCCGUCAAUGCUUCAAGCAACAAUUUUUCUGGGUUCCUCCCGGAGUAUCUCGGAAACGCCACAUCACUCGAGACACUUGAUUUUCGUGGUAGUUUUUUCGAGGGAUCAAUUCCGAAAAGUUUCAAGAACCUGCAAAACUUGAAGUUCCUUGGACUCUCCGGGAACAAUCUGACCGGAAAAAUCCCACCGGAGAUCGGCGAUCUUUCUUCUUUGGAGGUUAUCAUUAUUGGGUACAAUGAAUUUGAAGGUCCAAUCCCGCCGGAGAUCGGCAACCUUACCAAUUUACAGUACCUGGACUUGGCAGUGGGCACACUCAGUGGUUCAAUCCCGGAAGAAUUGGGUCGGCUCAAGAAACUCACCACAGUAUACAUUUAUCAGAACGAUUUCCAAGGCAAGAUUCCUCCGGAAAUCGGAAAUCUUUCUUCGCUUAUUUAUCUUGAUCUCUCCGAUAACCGUUUUUCCGGCGAGAUCCCGGAAGAGAUAGGUGAUCUGAAAAGCUUAAAGUUAUUGAAUCUGAUGUGUAAUCAGCUCACAGGUUCUAUUCCAAACAAGAUUGGUGAGUUGCCAAAUUUGGAAAUACUCGAGUUAUGGAAGAAUUCAUUGACAGGUUCAUUACCGGUGAACCUUGGAAUGAAUUCGCCGUUACAGUGGUUAGAUGUUUCUUCAAAUUCCUUGUCAGGUCAGAUUCCGGCAGGAUUGUGUGAUUCCGGUAACCUCACAAAACUGAUCCUCUUCAACAACUCAUUAUCCGGUUCUUUUCCGGUUGGUCUUUCUAGUUGUUCUUCCUUGGUUCGAGUUCGGGUUCAAAAUAACUACAUUUCGGGGAUGAUUCCAGCCGGGUUCGGAUUAUUGCCGGAGCUACAACGAUUAGAAUUGUCACACAACAAUUUGAGUGGUAAAAUUCCUCAUGAUCUCACUUUAUCGACUUCGCUUUCAUUCAUCGAUGUCUCCUCGAACCAUCUCGUAUCCAGUUUGCCGUAUAGUAUCUUAUCGAUUCCGAAUCUCCAAACUUUGGUUGUUUCUAACAAUAAUUUAGACGGUGGAAUCCCUACUCAGUUUCAGGAUUCCCCGUCUUUAUCUGUUCUCGAUCUAUCGAGCAACAAUUUCUCUGGGGAGAUUCCGGGGAGCAUAGCUUCUUGCCAGAAGCUAGUGAAUUUGAAUUUAAGCCACAAUCAACUGAUCGGAGAAAUCCCGACCUCAGUAGGAAGCAUGCCGAUGUUAUCCGUUCUUGAUCUCUCAAAUAAUUCACUUGUCGGACGGAUUCCUGAGAGUUUCGGAAGCUCACCUGCCUUAGAAACGGUCAAUCUCUCUUACAACAAGCUCGAAGGACCAAUACCGAAUAACGGCAUGUUAACGACGAUAAACGCGAAUGAUCUGGUGGGCAACGAACGACUUUGUGGAGGCAUACUUAAACCUUGUUCAUCCACUCACAUCGGCAAUUCAAUACGCAAGAAAAUUCACUUUCAUCAUCUCAUUUUCGGAUUCCUUUUCGGGAUUUGCGUGAUUUUAAGCGUCGGAAUAUUAGCAUUCACAGGAAGAUGGCUUUAUCGGAGAUGGUUUCUAUACGGUUUCUUCGAUGGCUGGCUCAUGAAGAGCAGUUUGGAAUGGCCAUGGAGGCUCAUAGGAUUCCAAAGGCUUCAUUUCACAAGUGCAGAUAUCAUGGCUAGCAUUAAGGAAUCGAAUGUGAUUGGAAUGGGCGGAAGCGGGAUCGUCUACAAGGCCACAAUCCACCACCAUCCGUCGCAUUCUGCCGUUGCCGUCAAGAAGCUGUGGCGGUCGGAUCCCGAUAUCGAAAAUGGAGACGACUUGUUUGUAGAGGUGAAUCUUCUCGGUCGAUUAAGGCAUCGAAACAUAGUGAGAUUAUUAGGGUACCUCCACAACGAAACCGACGUUAUGAUGGUUUACGAGUACAUGCCUAACGGGAACCUCGGAGAGGCGUUACACGGGAAGCAAUCGAGCAAAAUGUUGGUCGAUUGGGUCUCUAGGUAUAAUGUUGCAGUAGGCGUUGCUCAAGGGUUGGCGUACCUUCAUCAUGAUUGUCACCCACCCGUCAUUCAUCGUGAUGUCAAAUCCAACAACAUUCUUCUCGAUGCCAAUCUCGAGGCAAGGAUCGCAGACUUCGGAUUGGCAAGAACGAUGGUCCAAAAGAACGAGACUGUGUCAAUGGUGGCCGGAUCUUACGGUUACAUAGCCCCUGAGUACGGUUACACACUGAAGGUUGAUGAGAAAAGUGAUAUAUAUAGUUUCGGUGUGGUGCUUUUGGAGUUGUUAACGGGGAAACAACCGUUGGACCCGUCAUUUCGCGAGUCAACCGAUAUCGUUGAAUGGGUUCGGGAUCGGAUGAACAAACGAGAGUUGGAAGGGACGUUGGAUCCUGAAAUCGGAGGACAAUGCAAUUAUGUGCAGGAAGAAAUGCUUCUGGUGCUACGAAUUGCACUUCUAUGCACCACUAAGCUUCCAAAAGAGAGACCUUCAAUGAGGGAUGUGAUCACAAUGCUUGGAGAGGCAAAGCCAAGAAGGAAAAGUGUUUGUGAUGAUGUUGGUGCCAAAGAGAAGCCCAUUUUUAGCAACUCACCAGUUAUAGGUCUUUUGUAGUUACUACUCUCGUCUAAGUCAGGUGGAAAAUGCGUCAACAAAUAGUGCAUUUUGGCAUGUUGGUUUUUAGAUUUUCAAGAAACGUUGUAUAUGUGUUAUUAUGUACAAAUUGUCCAACCCUUUUGGAGAUUUUGGGCAAAAAACCAAACUCCUUGCUUCUGGGGACAUUGAUCCGAAGCUCGAGUACAGUCCAUGCGUUUUUUGUCGGAAGCAUACGUAGCCAUUUACAAAUAAAGUUAUUGUUAGGAUC
This is a messenger RNA of Cynara cardunculus var. scolymus (artichoke), 3286 nucleotides long. Its product is annotated as leucine-rich repeat receptor-like protein kinase PXL1. The record is from RefSeq and is a predicted model, not a curated record. Bases 1 to 3036 code for a protein of 1011 amino acids. Gene Ontology annotation, biological process: protein phosphorylation. Gene Ontology annotation, molecular function: ATP binding; protein binding; protein kinase activity. The transcript is spliced from 2 exons. NCBI's taxonomy places the organism in Eukaryota, Viridiplantae, Streptophyta, Magnoliopsida, Asterales, Asteraceae.